Linepithema humile (Argentine ant) is the source of this 7373-nucleotide messenger RNA. The record is from RefSeq and is a predicted model, not a curated record. NCBI's taxonomy places the organism in Eukaryota, Metazoa, Arthropoda, Insecta, Hymenoptera, Formicidae.
UUUCUACGCAUAUGCAUUAUGCAGCCGUACGAAUUCAUCUGGAUAGACCUUAAGAGCAUUGUAACCAAUCUUAGAAAUUCCCUAUUCGACACCAAUUAACGAUUUGAACUAAUUGUUGUUGUCGAUGUGAUAGCAUCUGUCAUACUCGGAUACAGCUUGAUAAUAAUGUUGCCGGUGCUCUUCUCGUGAAGAAUAUUAAUGUAAUACUUUAAUAAUCAUAUUAUUAUAUAAAUUGUAAAUGAAAGUGUUGAUAUUAUAUCGUAACUUCAAUUAAGUAACUUCAUGUAUAGCAGCCUUUAGUGUGCACUAGUGCGAGUAAUGCGGACAACUGAUUUGUUAUCAGCCUCUCCCGGGGGUGGAAUGCAGUGGAAUGUUCCGUCCAUGCGACUCUUUGGUCCAUGAUCGCGACUAAUUUCAAAGAACACGCGACGGACGAGGGUCUAAACUGUUAGCUGAUAUAGAACCCGAUUUAUUAAAGCGCUGAUUGAGACGUGAGUUUUAUCAAUAUGACGUGCGCGUGACACUUCGGGAGAAAGAUUAUUUGUCAGCUUUGGAAGUCGUCUGAUGUCUAAUAUUAUUGAGGAUCGCUCAACAUAUCGUUGGAUCGAGGUGGACCGCCACAACGAACAUCGUUUUCCGCUCAUCGCUGGCUCAUUGCAAGUCCUUGACAAUCGAUAAGAAAGCAUGCAUGUAUACAGUCUUGUGAGCCUCGCUGAGUCAAAGAAUACGGUGCGCAAAUGGCUAUCCUCGUUAAUUAGAGUCGAGCUUCUAAGGUUAGGAGGUUGCUACUAGCCAUGAAGAGUCCUGCAACAGCCCAACGCUUGAAUGGGACUAGUACGCAUCCUGUCUCGUCGCAGAGCCUCCAGACAUCAGGAAACAUAAAAUCUCGCUAUAGCAAUACCUCCAACAGUUUUCAAGUGGUGAAGGUUGCUGGACGCGAAUCCGGUUGUUACAUCGCCAAUAACAUCGUGCCGAAGGUCGGCAAGCAGCAAUUGGUGUCCUUGAACGGGGAUUCGGUGCGAUGUGACAGCGUUGAUGUCGACGAGGCGCUAGCGUGCGAUGUGGCGCCUAUACCGGCGACGAAAACCAAGGCUCUAUGUGUGCACAUCAGAGAAAACAAAUGGUAUGACGCUGGUAAUGUGGUUUCCGUGGGAGUAGCAGGAGCCAGCCUGAAUCAUGCUUUGGAGAGUAUGUCCUUGGCUUAUAAUCCUUCCACAAAGCAAUUAUAUUCUGUGGAAGAGACUAAAAUACCCAGUGAUGCACAAAUUGAUUGUACUUCUCAAUAUAUAGAAUCUCCAUGUAACGGUAAGGAACAAUCCUCCAGUGUAAAACUUGAUACAGAUAAAUAUUUGAAACUUGAAAAUGUUAGUGCAAAUAGUAGUCCAAGAAAUAGCUUGCCACGAUCGUGUAGUAGCACAGUGUCUUCCCUUAGUGAAAUAUCACCUUCAGGAAGUUUUUUGGGAUCUGACGAGCAACAUAUUGUAGAAAAGAAUGACAAGACAUCUAAACGUUGGGGAUUGAAUACAUUUUUUACGAAGAAUGUGUUUCCAUGGAAGAAUAAAGGUUCUCAACAGUCAACACCUACUGGCAGCCCAUCAAGAAAUAUUGACAAGGUAGGCGGUAGUACAGCCUUAAUUCAACAGCCGAGACCAGCAAAUUUGCCAGCUAAAACUGCAUUGGAAGAAGAACGUCAUCGUAAGCAAUACAAUGCUAUUUUAGAGGCAGCAAGAAAGAGAGAAUUGCGUGAAGAAAAAGAACGGAAGCAACAACGAGAAUAUCAGUUGAAAGAAGAAGAAAGAUUAGCUGAGGAUUCUAAUACGUGGAAUAUACAUGUUUUACCUAAAUUUGAAAGUGUUAAGAACACAAGGAAAGUAAAAGAGCUAUGGUGGCGUGGUUUACCGCCGAGUGUUCGUGGUAGAGUAUGGAAAUUAGCGAUUCCAAAUAAUUUAAAUGUAACGCCGCAUCUCUAUAAUCUUUGCUUAGAAAGGGCGAUGUCAUGCCCUAACAAUGAAUCACUAGCUGCAAUCAGAUUAGACGUAUCUCGUACCUUUCCUACCUUAUGUGUCUUUCAAGAAGAUGGACCACUAUCUGAUAGCCUUCAGGGUAUUUUGGCAGCUUAUGCUGUAUACAGACCGGAUGUAGGCUAUGUGCAAGGAAUGAGUUUUGUGGGUGCUGUGUUAUCAUUAAACAUGGAUCCACCAGAUGCCUUUGCUUGCUUUGCAAAUUUGUUAAAUUAUCCUUGCCACAGAGCCGCCUUCACAUUGGACCAAAAAAGAAUGAACACUUAUUACAAAGUAUACUCCAGUGCUCUUGCACAUAAGCUGCCAAAAGUCUUUUCCCAUUUCACUGUAGCUGGUUUGAGCCCAGACUUAUAUCUAUUAGAUUGGUUGUACACUAUAUAUGCUAAAGCAAUGCCUUUUGAUGUUGCAUGUAGAGUCUGGGAUGUCUUUCUUAGAGAUGGCGAUGAGUUCCUCUUCAGAACAGCAUUAGGAGUAUUGCACUUGUAUCAAGAAGAGUUACUGAAAAUGGACUUUGUACACGGUGCACAGUUUCUCACUAGAUUACCAGAAAAUCUACAGGUAGAAUCUUUAUUCAAUAGUAUUAGUCAGAUGUCUACUACUGUUGGAACGACAACGUUCCAGCAAAUGCUAGUUCAAUUUUCAUCUUAAUUUUAUGUAUUGAGAAGUAUAGCAAAAUUGAGAAUCUGAGUUAUAGAUAUACUUCCUUAUUACGAGGAUAAUGAAAAAUAAUCUGAAGCACGGACAAGCAUGAAUGCUUUAAUAGAUCUAUACUCAUUUUGUAUUUUUGUCUGGUAUUUUUCAAAAUGUGACAAAUCUUAGAUUUGUAAUAUCUUGAAAAAUAGUUUUUAAUAUACGAAAGCAAAACAGAGUACUAUUAAGCUUAAGGCUUAGCUCAAUUGUACAUAGGAAUUGUUGUAGUUAUUUGUUUUAAUUUUUAUGAUUUUAUUCUGAUAGCUUAUAACAGUUUUUCGUAAAUUUGUGAUGUUUAUAUAUCUGAAAUGCUCUUCAUCAAUCUUGCUUUAUAUAUCAACAUGUAUAUUACUAUAUACGCAUUGCUGCAUUUCAGCUUUGAGAUAUAUUGAUCUAUUCUUUAUAUAUCUAUUCAAUUUAUGCUGGAAACGUUUUCUUCAAGACUAAAGGGAGAUAUAUACGAAUACAACAUACGAUAUUAUGCAAUAUAUUGCUAUGACACAGAUAUUAAUCUCAUACAUAUGUAUAAUCCUAUUCAUGAAUAGAAGUAAAUAUCGUCGGAAAUAAGCUUCUCAGCUACAAAAUAUUCAAUCGCUACUUACAAAUUUUCGGAAUGCUGAUUUCCAUGACAGUGUAUCACGAUAAAUAUGUAAUGAAAUAACUGAGAUUACGUGCCACAAAACAUUUCGUACGAAAAUUUUAUUCAAUACUGGCUUAUGUGAAAAGGCGAAGUUAAAUAAUGCGUGCAAAACAUAAGUAUAAUAUGUUAAUGAUCUAACGAAUUAAGGGGAGAGCAGCUUUCAUAAUUUAUAAAACAUCAGUCGUAUAUUUGCUACAAGCAUACUGUUUAUAUAAAUGCACUUUUCUCUUUUGACGCAUAUUAAGUACGAUUUUUAUGCAAUUAGAGUUCUUCCCAGCGCGAAUCAACGCGUUCUGCCUGCAUUAUUUUGCUUCGUUAUUUUUAGUCUUCGGUCCAUAGCGCCGAUAACUAUGAGAUUAUUUACAGCGAAGCGUGUGAUAAAGGGUUCACAAUAUACAACAGAAGUUUUAUUAAUCUAUACGUUUUGAGUCAGCAUUUAGAUGAGUCACUAUAGAUAGUGUCAGUCUAAAACACUCAUUGAUCGCACAAAUGAUCGACUAAUAUUAUGUAAAACACUGCAAUCAAAACGCAAUACUAUUAUUUUACAUAAUCUCAUAGAAAUAAGUGAGAAUUUGAUAAAUAUCGUGAAUACCUCACAUUAUUUAUAUCAGCGACUACUGUUUCCACAGAUACUUGUAGGUCUACUCAUUCUGCUUGCCUGUAUCUUGUUUAUAUUACAAAUGAGAUAUAUGUAUUUCAUAUUAUUAUAUGUCGGUAGACGAUGAUAUAUUUGGGUAUAAUUUCAAUCUUCCAAGCUGUUCUACGCAGUUAUUGCAACGUGCUUGCGACUGUUAUUCUGCAACACCAUAAAUAGCAAUUUCAAAACAGGUCGAUCGAUAGUAUUAGAUCAUACUUAAAAUGGUAAAAAUUUUUUUAUAUCGUGCACAUCUCCAUUUUAAAUAGAGUGCAGCACGCAACAAGAACAUACAAUAAGCUUAUUGCAUAAAUUGCUUGAAAAUGCAUUUUAGAGAUUACUCCCUUAGAAUAAAGUUCGAUAAUUACAUAGAAAGUUCCUAAACUUCAAAUUUAUCCUAUUUUCAUUAUAAAGGCCACUCAAAAGAUGGGACGUCAUAAGAUUUCGCUAUUUCACUAAAUAAAUUGCCGUAUCAUAGCGACAAUAAGGAAAAAAAAAAUAUAUAUAUAAUCGGAUUAUAACGUCUUUCGACGUUGUUCAAUGCCUAACUUCCAUUUCGUUCUAUUUCUCCAAUUUUCUUUCCCUAGGUCUCUCUCACUCAUUUUAUUUUUAUUUAUUCAUUAUUAGUGAUUUUCAGGCUGUUUUGUUCGUAUAAUUUUAUUAAUCGGUCUUCGUUAUCAUUCAUAGUAUUCUCUCCAAGGGCCAAUGAGUUUGCUGUUUAGAUUUUCCAGUUUUGCUAUUUAAAUCGCCUAGUAUUAUUAUUUCUCUGGUCUUCCCAACAUUAUUUCAUUGUUCAAUUUGUUGAAGAAGUUGUCUUUAUCAUAGACUGAUGCAUCAUUCGACACCCCAUAUAUGCCAAACAGUGAUUUUCAUUUGCAUGAUGUUUAAAUAAAUUUUUAUUAUAUUUUCUGUUAUUGGGUUCCAGUCAGUGAAUUUUUGUUUUCUGUGAAUGAGUAUAGAAUUAUAUUAAUUUUAAGAUUUUCUGCUCCUUAACGAUUUCUUCUAUUUUUUCUUUACAUCCCUGAGUGUUCUAUGUACCUAUAUUUAUAAUCCUUUUUCUUUGCCAUAUUCGUCUUUACUUGUUUUCAUCGUCUCCGAGAUUAUUGUUAGGCUUUAGGCCGCAGUAUUUAGAUGCGAUCAGUGAAUGUUUUAGAGUGACACUAUAUGUUUUAUAUAAAAUAUAUUCAUGAAUCGAGAUAAAUAGUAGACACUUGGUCUUGAGAUGUGAGCUGUAGCGAACUCACGAAUGUAAUAUCCUAGUUUUUAAUUGACAAUACUCUCAUUCCAUCCAUUAUUCCAAAUUACUACUACUUAGCGAUCAUGAACAAUGCAUAACGUAUAAGUUUAUAGAUUAUGUAUAUAAAAGCACAAAUGGAUAAGAUGUAAUUAGCCUAGAAUACGAAAAUUAAGUUAUUUUGGAACUCUAAACACAUAGAAUUACAACUAUGUAUGUAUGAAUUAACUCUACGUAUGUAGAGAAGCAAACGCGCUCAUGCACUUAUGUGCCACAGACUUUUUCCAUCAGGAUGUAUUACUAAAUAAUGAUCAAUCUCAAUGAUACGACAGAUCAAUCUUCGUAUGCGCGGAAAUUAAUGACAAGAUAUUAACAUUUGACAAAUUAUCAAUUUUUUGAUGCUCAUAUGUUGAAAUGAAUUGAGAUUUACAGUUUAAUUGACGAUAAUACGUUGAUACGAACUUUUUAUGAUUUUUUUUGCUAUGAAAGAUCUGUAUAUGUAUUAAGCUUUAUAUAUUAAAUUACCAAAACAUUUAAAAAUGCAGUUUAAAAGAUACAUUUUUUACAUAUAUAUUUAUUUUGAUUAUUGUGUGAUAUUUUUAAUUUGAAUUUGCAAAUUUUAUUUAAUGAUUCUAAUGUAUCCAACUUUGAUUUCCUUUUUAUUGAUACAAAGUUAUUUGUAUAUUACUGUGAAUAUCUUUUGUUAUGAACGUAACGUCAUUAUUUUUGUGAAAUAACUGAUAAUGAUGUGCCAAUUGUAUCAUGGAUGUAAGAACGAUAGACGAGAAGACCGUUUACAAGCGAUAUCUCCAUUUAUGCUAUAAAUAUACUAUCAGUUUUUGUGAUUAUCAACAGUAUACUACGACGUCGGAUUAAGCUGAUGGCUAUUUUAAUCAAUAAUCGAUAAAAUUAUCCAACUUUUUAAUGAUGAAUAAUAAAAUGGUAUAAAAAUACGAAGAACACAUUGAGACAUUAAUUAAACAACAAGAAUAGCUUUAUCCGUUCUUAUUGUGAAGCGUGCGAGUCUUAUAAUUUGUCCGCCUUAUCGAUUUAAUAUCACAUUGUAAUUAUAGAUGUGAUAUACUAAAAGCAGAAAUGUAUGUAUGUGUAAUUGUGUGUAUAUGUGGUGUGCUGUAUGCUUGUAUAUGUAUUGAUUGCAUUAAAAUACUUAUAGGUAUAUCUAUAUAUUUUGCCUAGAAUGUAGAAAAUGCAUUUUAUGUGAUUGUUUGUUUCUUUCUGAUCAAAGUAAUUUGUAUCAUAGAAGAUAAUUGACUAUCUUCAAAUUCACAAAGCACAUUAUUUUAUAAAUGAUAAAUUUGUUUAAUUAUCUUUAAAAUAUAUCCAAAUUUUAUCACUACAUUGAUGUUACAAAUAAUACAUAUUCUGUAGAUAUACCUAUGUGUAUUUUAAGUCUUUAAGUUUUGUCCAUUUAAGAUUGAAGAUACGAUGCCUAAAAAAAUGAUGAUAAACUAAAAUUGUAUAAGUGCAAAUGUUAAACAUCUAUGCACAAACAACAUGCAUGCACUAUGUGACACUUCUGUGUUCCUUGUCGUUAGUGCCUCGAUAGAGGAACUCAUUGUAUAUUUUAUACGCGUUUUAUCGUGUACAUUUACCUUAAGUGCAAUAUUGUAAUAUAUAUUUUUUAAAGGAUCGAUCCUAGUAUUUAUUUUGUCAAAUGUAGCUAUCAGGAAACAUGUAAAGUAUACAUAGAGACGUUAGCAAAUUAGAAAAAAAUCUUCAUAUUUUUUAAUACGAAAUUGGAGGAAGAAUUUGCUGGGAAGACGAGAGAGUAAAAUGACUAUGUUUGUAUUAAUUAAGUAUACCGAAUCUCGCAGAUGAUUUCAUAAGAAUAUAAUGCGCAACGACGUCUCUAACUAUGCUUUUUUAUUAAAAGGAAUCUUACAGUACUGUGAGAAUUAUUAUGUACAUAAUCACAUGCUUGCUUCCUAAUUUAAUUGAAACAUAAAGGUUAAUGAUAUUUACCGCAAUACUAUAAUGACCAUUUUUAUAUCAUGUAAUGGAUUACGAACGAGAUUGAAAAAAAAAACGUAUUAAUACGCAUAUGAGAAACAUUGUAAAUGAUGCCAGCAACAUAUCUCUAUAUGGAUGACUUUUUUUCCUAUAUGAAUAAAAACUAUGCUCUAUGACAUCGAA